Molecule: messenger RNA, 1359 nt
Organism: Uncinocarpus reesii 1704
Lineage: Eukaryota; Fungi; Ascomycota; Eurotiomycetes; Onygenales; Onygenaceae
Exons: 3
Coding region: 1-1359 (452 amino acids)
Biological process (GO): positive regulation of transcription by RNA polymerase II
Cellular component (GO): nucleus
Molecular function (GO): DNA-binding transcription factor activity; transcription cis-regulatory region binding
Source: RefSeq, a predicted model, not a curated record
AUGACGGAGCCCCGUUGUCUUAAAUGCGCAAAGAAAGGACUUGUGUGCUCCGGGAUGGGGAUUCGGUACCGGUUUAGCCCAGGGAUUGCAUCGCGAGGCAAAUUCAGGAAUCGACAGAUUCCCGUAUUGGACGUCAGCGACAAAGAGGGCCUUGACAAGCUUAAAAGAAGUUCAACACCGAGGAAAUCAGCCUCGCCGAUAAUUCCAGGCUACACUGAAGAACUGGAUCGUUCCUUGCCAGUAGCAGAUGCAGAAUCCUCGUUGAUAUGCGCUACGUGGGGUGAUACUGCGUAUCCUGUUCUGGAUAAGGAUGAUCGCACGGAAUACCUGCAACAGAUAGUACCGGAAAUCCAAAUCCUGGAUGGGAAGACUCAGAUGUUGUUUUCGCACUUUUCGGCUUUUGUUGCCCCUGCAAUGGUCCCUCUCGACAGCGAAUUCAACGGCUAUAGGCGCAUCUUCCUCCCAUUAGCACACCAGGACCCAGAAAUCAAAAGAGCCGUCUGCCUCGUGGCGGCGUUACAUCUGAGCUCCAAAGUCCCCGAGCUGCGAGAAGCAGCAAACGCAGCGAGACUAGCAUCGAUUUUUAGUCUGAAGCGUCUAGUUGACGAGCAUGAUUGGGGUGACGUUUUAAGCGUUUCGAAUUGGGCCGUGAUUAUUCUACUGCUAGCCGGAGAGAUGAUUCGAGGUGGAUCGGACUUUACCUAUCUCUUGAAGAUGCUGAUGUCAUUGGUAAAUGCACGAGGCUCGUACGACGAGGAGUCGGAAGUGCAUUCAUUCUUAAUGCAACAGACUAAAAUGAUUGAACUAUUCGGGCGUCCAUUCCUCGGCGAAUCCGAAGGUAUCCAGGCACUCAGCAAAGGCGUCAGCUUCUACUGCGACUUUGUCUCCCACACCCUCCGCUACAACCCCAAUGUCUCUCGCCAACUCACCGUCUCACUCCUCAUCGCGGCUAUUUCACAUGCCACGGAUAUAUACCUUCGACGCGCCUUAGGCCUGCUUGAUUCCUCAAAUCCUGUUGACGACGGGGCGCCACAUUAUACCUCCACCACUCCGGCUUCCCCGUCCUCAAGCCUGCAGCAUCUUAAGGAUCUGGUAUCUGAGAUCCACGCUGACACUCCGGGCUCACACACGCUGGUAUGGGUGUACUUUAUGGGUGCAGCAGAGAGCAGCACCGACGAAGAUCGAGAUUUCUUUACGAGCAAGUUGCAAGGGCUGUACGGGUCGAUCGGGUUCGAGAAUAUCAUAAUUGGAUUAGCUAAUUUGAAGGCGCUCUGGGACAGUGGUGAAAGGCAAGGAAACGGGGCCGAGGCGACCAGGUGGACAGAACGGCUGCCUCAAAUUGAGUCUUUGGUUAUGUGA